Molecule: messenger RNA, 1170 nt
Organism: Lodderomyces theae
Lineage: Eukaryota; Fungi; Ascomycota; Pichiomycetes; Serinales; Debaryomycetaceae
Gene: SOD6
Product: Sod6p
Exons: 1
Coding region: 1-1170 (389 amino acids)
Biological process (GO): superoxide metabolic process
Molecular function (GO): metal ion binding
Source: RefSeq, a predicted model, not a curated record
AUGAAGCUUCUUUCACUCAUCCUCAGUCUCACAUUUGCAACAACUUGUCUUUCAGACAAAGCUCCCAAAAUCAAAAAGAACCCCAAAAACCUUGUUGCCAUUGCUGAUUUCCCAUUUGGUGGUGAUAAAAACAUCAAAGGAAACGUUGUCUUUACUUCAUCCGGCAAAUAUGUAAAUGUUCACGUUGACAUGACUGGUUUCCCCCAUGAUGAAGGCCCAUUCUAUUACCACAUCCACGAACGUUCGGUACCUGAAAAUGGCAAUUGUGAAGCUUGUGGAUUGCAUUUCAACCCAUACAAUUCCAGCCCUGACUGCUUGGCUCAGAAACAUAAUGGAUAUUGUCAAGUUGGUGAUUUAUCUGGAAAACAUGGUGCUAUAAAUAGUACUUGUUUUGAAUUCAAAUUCACCGAUCCUUACUUAUCUUUGAACAAGAGAUCAAAGAGUUAUAUUGUUGGAAGGAGUUUGGUUUUCCAUUAUGCAAACAUGUCAAAGUUGGCGUGUGCAGAUAUUGAAUUGGCAAAUGAUUUGCGUCUUCAAAGUUUGAUGGAUGAAUAUGUUCAGACUGACGAUACGGUACAAGUGCAACAGUUGAAACAAUCAAUGGAUCAUCAAAGUGACUCAUUUGAUGCUUUGGAAGCUUUGAGAAACGAAGUUUAUGAAAGUGAUAAUGAUGGUGAUGAAGAAAAAGAACAAGAAGGAAGCGGUGCUGUAUUGUUGCCACCAUCUUUGCAACAGGAAAUUAAAGAACCAAAGGCAGAAACCAAGCAGAAUAAUCAACAGGGAGAGAGUGUUGAAAACAACAAUAACCAAGACAGCAACGAUUCCCAAGAAGAUCUUUCCAAAUCAAAGAACUUCAAACAUAUCUUGCAAGACGUUAAAGUUUUACCACAAAAGUUGGUUAACAAGACCAAAAAUCAUUGGUCAAAAGAUGAUGAAAGCAAGUUUGGCAAAAAAAGUCUUGACAAGCUGAUCCAUCAUUCUUCAAUCCAUUCACCAAACUCAUCCGAAAUGAAAUUAUACCAAAAUCAAACUAAUGUCACCUUGCAUGGAAUUUCGCAAGAUUGUUCACCUAAUUCAGGCGCUUCCUUGUUUGCAGCAUUAUCGACUUCAUUCCUAUCUGCAUUGUUGAAUUCAUUAAUGGUUGGAUUCAUCAUUGUGCUGAUCAUUUGA